Molecule: messenger RNA, 2198 nt
Organism: Paramecium sonneborni
Lineage: Eukaryota; Ciliophora; Oligohymenophorea; Peniculida; Parameciidae
Source: the annotation of a GenBank genome assembly
AUGAUUAGCAAAAUGAUAAUGGAUCGUUAGAAGAAAACAUAGAAUAUUGAUGAAAAUGAAUUAGAUUCUUUCAAUCGAUAUUUAUAGAGAGAUAAUCAACCUUUAAAUAUAGGCACUUAACUCUCUUAUUCUAAAAUUAAAGUAAAUGUAGGAAUGCCAGUAAUAACUGAGUAACAAAAUGAAACUCUCGGUAAUACUCAUUAAUCAACUAUAUAACAAAGCAAAAAUUCAUCUCCUUAAAAGAAAGGUAUAGGAAUGGAAGACAUAAGAUUGAAUAUUAGAAUAGUUUUCAAAUUUUAUGCAAGUUUUGGAAAUAGAAACAAUACUAGGUUUUUAAAAUCAAAUAAAUUUAUAAAAAUGUUAUCUGAUGCAUAAAUUAUGCCAUAAUUAUUGUCAAAUCGAGAUUGUGAUAUUUUAUAUGCCUAACAAACUAAAAAUAAUGAAAGUCUAACUUUAGAAUAAUUUUAAAACUUGAUUCCAAAAUUAGCUUUGAUUCUCUAUCCUUAACAUAAAGUUCACUAAGCAUUUCAAAAAUUAUAUAAUGAAUAUCUAUCAUAAUUAUCUUAGAAAAUUCUUAAUUUUACUGAGUUCGGUUAAUAAAUUUAGUUUGUACUCCAACCUAUAAGUCCUGAAAUUAAAGAUUUUGUAGAACCUAUUCAAUAAUAAUUAUCUAAUUUACAUAAAUUUGUUUUUGAAGAUUAAAGCACAAACAUAAGCAAAGUUUAGUGGUAAUUUAUGUAAUUCUUAACGUAAUGCGAAAUCUUACCUAACUAUAUUAAUUAAUCUUAAGCUUAAUUAAUCUUUGAUAACAUAUAAAUAAGGUAAUAAACUCUUAAUUUACAAGAAAAUGGAAAUUACUUAUUUAGUUUAAAUAAUUUUAUUGAAAGUUUGAUAAUAAUCUCAAAAACAGUACCAAAUUUAGAUGAAUUUACUCAAUUUAGAUUAUUGUUGGAUAAAAUUGAACAGUCAGAAGGCUUUAGUUAGUAUUUAAGAAAAUUAAAUAGAACAUAAAGUGAUAAAGUUAGAUUAUUUUAUAACAUAGAAAAAAGUAGAGUUUAUAAAUAAGAAAAUCUGAUUUAAUAAAGUUAAAUGAUUUCAAACAAUUAAAACAAUAUUAGUCACACUAAUAUUUAAAAUUUAUAAAUCGGAAAUACAAAUAAAAAAGUUGAUGAAAGUAAGGUUAAUGUUUCUCUGAUGAAAUAAUCCAAAUAUUUAUCAGAUAUUGAUUAAUCUUUAAUUUCAUCUUUAAAAAAAUUAUUUGAGUUCUUUGCAUAAAGUGGAGAACCAAGCAAUAUUUAAUCUUUAAAAAAUACAAAAUUUAAUAAAUUAUUAUUACAUUCUGGAAUUUUGAAUAAUUUAAUAAGUAUUACAGAUUCUGAUAUGAUCUAUUAAAAAUUAUGUGGUGUUUCAUCUAUAAAAACUCAAUAAAAAAAUAAAUAAUUAACAAAUGGUAAAAUGACUUUUGGAUAAUUUUAAAUUAGUUUAGGAUUAAUAGCUGAAAAAUGUGGAUUGGAUGUAAAUGAAUUAAUUUAAUAAAACAUUUUACCAUUAGAGAAAUAAAUGUCAGAUGAUAAUAAAGAAUAAAUCCUAUAAGUUUUAGUUGAUCUUUUACAAGAUGAAUAAAUUGUAUUAAAUUAUUUAUAAUAUUAGAUUUAACUAUAUGAAAUAAUUUAACCAGUUUUUGAUUGGUAUUUUUAAGAGUAUUCAAAAUAGCAAAAUUCGAUUUUGUUUCUAUCAGAGUUUUUGAAAUUUUGUUAAGAUUUUGAACUUUCCAAUAUUUUAAUAUCUUAAACUUAAUUGACAUCAAUAUUUUACUCUGUAGCUUCUCUUAAUUAAGAAGGAUAAGAAUACUCAGACUAAAUUUUCCUUGAUAAAUCUUAAUUUGUUGAAGCCAUCAGUAUAAUAGCCAUACAAAUCUAUGCUACAAUUCCGAAUAACAUUUAAAGAGUAAUACUAAUAUCUGAUUAUUAGAUUGUAUAUCUCCUAGAAAGAAUAUUUUAGUCUCAAAAUGCUUCUAAAAUUUAUGUUAAGCAAAAUAAGUACAUAUACAUAAAUUAACUUUUAGGUUAUAAGCAAAAUUUUAGAAUGUAAUUGAGGAUAUUAAAUAUCGAUUUCUACAAAAAGAAAAAGGAUAGUAAGAAGAAGAAUAAUAUAAUUUUGAUGAUUUAGUAAAUGGAACUAUUUAAUAAUUUUAAUGA